This is a messenger RNA of Epinephelus lanceolatus (giant grouper), 1760 nucleotides long. It is a transcript of the gene shhb, whose product is annotated as sonic hedgehog signaling molecule b. Gene Ontology annotation, molecular function: patched binding; calcium ion binding. The record is from RefSeq and is a predicted model, not a curated record. Lineage: Eukaryota; Metazoa; Chordata; Actinopteri; Perciformes; Serranidae. Gene Ontology annotation, biological process: cell fate specification; multicellular organism development; intein-mediated protein splicing.
UAAAAGUACCUCUAGAAAGAUAGAAAGAUAAAAACAAAGAUUCCCUUCGGAGGCACCGUCACCUCCUCCAGGAUUCUCAGGUAAGAUGGUCCUGAUGAGAGUGAUGCUGUCGGUGUCUCUCUGCCUGCUGCUGACGUCCAUCGCCUCGGGCUGUGGACCGGGCAGGGGGUACGGAAAGCGGAGGCACCCAAAGAAGCUGACACCGCUGGCUCUGAAACAGUUUAUCCCCAACGUGGCAGAGAAAACCCUGGGAGCCAGCGGCAAGUACGAAGGCAAGAUCACGCGCAACUCGGACAGGUUCAAGGACCUGACUCCCAACUACAACCCCGAUGUCAUUUUUAAGGAUGAGGAAAACACCAACGCAGACCGACUCAUGACACAAAGGUGUAAGGACAAACUGAACUCUUUGGCUAUUUCAGUCAUGAAUCAGUGGCCCGGAGUUAAACUUCGAGUCACAGAGGGCUGGGAUGAGGACGGCCAUCACUCUGAGGAGUCUUUGCACUAUGAAGGCAGAGCGGUGGACAUUACCACCUCAGACCGGGACAAGAGCAAGUAUGGCAUGCUGUCCAGGCUGGCUGUGGAGGCGGGCUUUGACUGGGUCUACUAUGAGUCCAAAGCCCACAUCCACUGCUCUGUGAAAGCAGAAAACUCUGUGGCAGCGAAGUCUGGAGGUUGCUUCCCUGGUUCGUCCAUCGUGAUCCUGGCAGACGGACGGACUAAACCACUGAAGGAGCUCCAGGUGGGAGACAAGGUGCUGACUGCUGACCAACAAGGAAAUGUUGUUCCCAGUGACUUUCUCAUGUUCAUGGACCAGGACCAACAGAUUAUCAGAGAGUUCCAUGUCCUGGAGACUGACGAGCCUCGCUGCAGACUGACACUGACUCCAGCUCACCUUGUCUUUGUUAUGAACAGCAACAGUACCAACAGCAGGGACAUUAAGGCCGUGUUUGCCAGUGAUGUAAAGCUAGGACAGCGGCUUCUUGUUGUUGGGAAAUACCAGCCCGACCGCCUCAUUCCUGCAAGAGUGACAAGAAUUCAUGUGGAGAAUUAUCAAGGGUCUUAUGCGCCUGUAACGUCUCAUGGAACUAUCAUAGUUGACUGGGUUUUGGCGUCUUGCUAUGCAGUGGUUGAAGAUCAUGACCUUGCACACUGGGUUUUUGUGCCAGUCCGACUGUGGCGCUCAUUCUUGUCGCUGGUUGGGAUGGUGAAAGAGCUCAGCAGUGUAUACCAAACAGACGGAGUCCACUGGUACCCAGAGCUCCUCCACCAUGUGGGAAGUUGGAUUUUGGACAGUAGUUCUUUUCACCCACAAAGCUGAGAUUUAUAUAGCUUUGACAGACUGAACAUUCACAGCAAAUUUUUUCAUCAGCAUUUUUUUGGUCUUACCUAAGGCUGAACAUUAAAAAAUGCUUUUAAAGUUGAUAGAGAUCACUUUCUACACAUCCUCUUUGAGAGAGCGCACACAGAUGUUACUUUUUUUUUUUUCAACAUGUUUUAGUAUCAUUCAGGUUUAUCACAACUUGGCUGUGAUUUUUGUAGUUUUGACCAGUGUUCUUUACAUCAAUUACAUUGUGCUCACAAAAAGUACUGCUGAGAUCUGGGAACACAGUGACACUGCUAUAAGUUAGCCAGAUAUGGCAAGAAACACAUUUGCCUUUGUUUUGUCUUCCAAGUGAGUUUUUUAAGCUGUAAAUCGGAAUCAACCUUUUUAAACACAGAAGUCAGACAAUAACACAAACAAAACAACCAAUCAAGGCAGC